This is a messenger RNA of Haliotis rubra (blacklip abalone), 1960 nucleotides long. Its product is annotated as alpha-ketoglutarate-dependent dioxygenase alkB homolog 7, mitochondrial-like. NCBI's taxonomy places the organism in Eukaryota, Metazoa, Mollusca, Gastropoda, Lepetellida, Haliotidae. The transcript has 5 exons. Gene Ontology annotation, biological process: DNA damage response; fatty acid metabolic process. Gene Ontology annotation, cellular component: mitochondrial matrix. The record is from RefSeq and is a predicted model, not a curated record. Bases 413 to 1174 code for a protein of 253 amino acids.
CCGGGUUGUGACAUGUGCGAGAAGUUUAGACAGCAGACGAAUUAAGAAAGGUUCUUACAAGUUGAAAUGGUGUUAUACACAACACAGGGUGGUUUUUGCGCUCGGUUUGUUUAUAAAAUUGAAUUGGGUCAACAUGUGCUGAAGAUCCCGGAUUAAUGGGUAGUCGUGUUUUAGUUUAUGUUACGGACGGGGGUCAGCGCUCAACUGGUGCUACAGCCUGUAGUAUGAUCCAUGUACAGUGUACAUUUAGUCAAAUCGGCAGACAUGUCAUCCGUAGAUAUGUAAUUAAUAUGAUGCCAAAAUAUAUAAAAUACCCCAAAACAAAUGUGACAAAAGAAAAAUGGAGACAUAUUCAUCCAUAAAGAUGACAUGGAAGUAGCAAGGAACCAGUGUCUGACUGGACCAAGUCGAAAUGUCAGCCUUUGUUUCACCUGCAGUCAGAUGUGCUUUAACCAAGUCAGUACUGAGGUCAUGGUGUAAGUCGAGACGCCACCUAGUAUCAUGUGGCUCACAGACAUUGCACUACAGCACCAGGAACAGGUCCACUGUAGUAGAAGAAGCUAAACCUUUCCAUCGGUACCUGGAUGCUAGCGAUGCUGCAACUGAUGACAUCCUGGCCAGAGAUAUGAUCAUCCAUGAAAACUUCCUGUCUGCAGAGGAGGAGAAAUGUCUACUUGAUGAAGUAGAACCCUAUAUGAAACGUCUUCGUUAUGAACAGGAUCACUGGGAUGAUGCAAUCCAUGGUUACCGUGAGACUGAACGGCGUAAGUGGAAUGAGAGGAACAUGGCAAUCCUACAGCGAGUGAAAGAUUUAUCCUUCCCACCUGGUACCCCUCAACUAGCAUACAUUCAUGUCCUGGACAUCUCCAAAGAAGGCUACAUAAAACCACAUAUAGAUGCUGUCAGGUUUUGUGGCAAUACAAUUGCCGGCCUGAGUCUGCUGUCAUCGGCUGUGAUGAAGCUGGUACAUGAGCAGGACAAGGACAAAUUUGCCAACAUCCUCCUCAGACAGAGAUCACUCUACAUCAUGAAAGAUGCGGCCAGAUAUAACUACACUCAUGAAGUUCUCCCGGAAUCCCAAUCCAUGUUCCGGGGCCAGAUGAUCCCGCGAAACAGGAGAAUGUCCAUCAUCUGCAGGAACGAGCCCUUGCCAGAACACACAAGUGACAGUUGAUGAACCACUACAUGCAUGUGCAAAAUACUAGACAACCCAAAGUGCUUUCUUUAUUCAUGAUUAUUGUAAAAUCAGUGCCAGUAUUUACUUCAGUUUGAUUGGUUGAAACACCCUAGGUUGCACUGGAUCACAGAAAUCCUUUGGCCUUUCUACUGUGUGUGAAUACUUUUCUUAACUUCUUUGAGAGACAUUGGAGCAGAAAGGAAGGGUAACAAUAUAUGGAUGAACAGUUUCAUUAUUAUUACAGUGAGAGCUGAAAACAGGUCAUCAACUACUCUCACUGUAAUAAAGAGGUUGUUCAUCCAUAUAUAUGGUUAUCCUUCCUUAAUACAUUUCUUGUUAUAUUUGUUUUUCUCAGUCAUAAACUUGUAAACAAAGACAUGUCAAAAGGAAUGCCACAUUCAUUAGAUAUCAAAUUUGAUAAAUAUAUGGUCUGAACACCUUUAGUAGUUUACUUUGACAUGCUGACAAGCGACAGGCUCAUUUGUCAUGGAAACAUGAUAUCAUCCUUUGCAUCAUGAGGUCCUAUCAUUUCAGAACGACAUCUCACAAAUGUGAUAAGUCCCUGAUAUUCCUGCAACUCUGAAAGUAACUGUUGAUAUGUAAAUAUCCAUAAAAAUGUUAAAUGGCCUAAAAGUAGCAUAUACAAUAUGAUGUGACUAGAAAUGUUGGUUGUUUUUUUAUAGUUUUAUAGUUAGAAUUGGUCAUCAGCAGCCCAUGCUGGUACGAGGCGACAAACAGGAUUGGGUGAUCAGGCUCACUGACUUGGUUGACAAACAUCAUCGU